Molecule: messenger RNA, 4533 nt
Organism: Pteropus alecto (black flying fox)
Lineage: Eukaryota; Metazoa; Chordata; Mammalia; Chiroptera; Pteropodidae
Gene: LRRC19
Product: leucine rich repeat containing 19
Exons: 4
Coding region: 1465-2577 (370 amino acids)
Biological process (GO): positive regulation of non-canonical NF-kappaB signal transduction; interleukin-8 production
Cellular component (GO): plasma membrane
Molecular function (GO): signaling receptor activity; protein binding
Source: RefSeq, a predicted model, not a curated record
AAAAACACACAGAAAUAAAAUAUAAGAGAGUAAAGAAAAAAAAUAUGAAAAUUCUUGUAGGAAAUCCAACACCCAAUUAAAGCAGUUCUAGAAAGAGAAGUAAGAUUUUUUUUAAAGAAGAGGAAGAAAAUCAUUAGUAUCAUCAAUGAAAUCAUUCAGAAAUUUCCCAAAAUUGGGGGACACAGCUUCUAGACUGAAAGUACCCAUACCAAGUACCUAGUUUCAUGAAUGAAAACAAACUAUCACAUAGGAUCGUGAAAUUGCAGAAUAUUGAUUUUAAAAGCUUUGGCGGUUAAGAAGAGACAAGUUAGACAAAAUGAUAAAGAAUUAUAAUGACACAGUAUCACCGUUCUUAACAAUAAUACUAGAAAUCCAAAGACAAUGGGACAAUGACUUCAACAUUUUGAGGAAAAACUAUUUCCUACUUAGAAUUCUAUUUUUGGCCAAAUUAUCUUUCAAGGCUAAAAGAUUCCCUCCUACACACCUUCUCAGGAAACUACUGAAGGCAGCGCCAUCGAAAAAAGGCAGUAAUCCAAGACAGGGCAUUCAAGAGAAACAGGAAUCCAGUAAUCAAGACAAAAGGUAAUCUACAGUGAGAGUGGAGGGAGAGUGGAAGUCAACAGCUGUACAGAGGGCCUAGUGAUCAGCUCAUCCAGAUUAUAGCAUGGCAGCAUAUGCUGGGACGGGACAGAUUUCUUUAAGCAGAUGAAACAGAUUAAAUAUCUAAUAUGCAUAAACUACUGAGUGAUUUGCUAGGGAAUAGUUUGGGUAUAAAUUUAUGGGGAAAAAAAAGAAACUAAGCCUAUGGAAAAAAAAAAAGUACAUUUAAUUUAGCAAAAUAAUAUGAACAGGAACAGAAAAGUAAUGUUACAUGGCUCAGUUAUUGAUAGCAUUUAUACACUCGUGAUGGUAUAAACAAUGAAUAUUCAUCUAACCAAAAUUACAAGUAACUAAGUUUGGAGAAUGAAGAAACAGGAAGUAUAUAUUUGAUGUGUUAGAGAUGAAGGUAGGAAGGGUUCAAAAGAGAACUGAAGACUCUCAUCUCCCACAGUUAGUCAAUGGAUAAUACCCGUAAAAGACAGCUAAAAUUGAAAAAUCAAGAAGUAGUAAUAUAAGAACAUAUUUAAAUACAUACAUAUAUAUUCUUCUGGACUAUCUUUUAUGCAUACGCAUUAAAAUAUUAAAGUGUACAACCACUUCAAUUGUUUUAAAGUUCCUUUCAAUAGAUCUAGGGCCAAUAGACAUCCUAAAAAUAUUCUUUCAAUUUUCCACAAGAGUUUUCCAGUUUAUUAAGAUAAAUAUGCAGGGAGGGUGAAGAAAAAUGUAGUUGUUUCACAUUUAAUAUACUUUAAGAAAAAUAGAUUUAAAAGGAGAAAAAAUGGAAAUCAAAAUGUCCUCAAUAAUCUCUGAAGUUGUAGUCUUGUAUUGAGAUAAAAAUGCUCUCUUUUCUAUCAGGCCUGCGAUAUGAAAACCACAUGCAUCCUGAUCUUGUUUUGGCCUCUCUCCAUGUUAUUAUUAUCAGAUGAAAGCCAGACUUCUAAAACAGAAGUCAAAUGUAAUUUCACUGAAAAGAAUUAUUCUUUGAUUCCAGCGGAUAUAAAUAAAGAUGUCACUAUACUUGAUCUCAGUCACAACCAAAUUACUCUGAAUAUUAGAGACACAAGUGUUCUACAGACGUAUUUUUUACUCACUGAACUCUACUUGUUUGAGAAUAAUGUCACUAUCCUAUAUAAUAAUAGUUUUAGUAACCUCUCCAAUCUACAAAUUUUAAAUAUCUGUAGAAACUCUAUCCGCAUAAUUCAACAGGAUGCAUUUAUCGGCUUAAAAAAACUAAAACAGUUAUAUCUCUGCCAAAACAAAAUGUUACAACUGAAUCCUGAAAUAUUUGUGCCUCUAAAAAAUCUGAAACUUCUGAAUCUGCAAGGCAAUUUGAUAAGCUAUUUUGAUGUACCACAACUCUUUCCUCUGGAAAUAAUCAUUUUAUAUGGAAAUCCAUGGAACUGCUCUUGUGGUCUGCUGAAUUUGCAGAACUGGUUGAACACAUCAAAUGUGACACUAGAAAAUGAGAACAUCACCAUGUGCAGCUACCCAGAUACCCUGAAGGGCUACAGUAUCAAAAUAGUACAUUAUAAGGCUGAAUGCCACUCAAAAUUUCCUUCACCUAUAACUGAAGAUCUUUAUAUUAAUUUUCAGUCCAUUAGCAAUUCAACAUUUAAUAGCUCUUUGAACAAUCUAACGAGAAAUUCAGAACAAGGACCUCUUGGAAAAAGCUGGGCUUUACUUGGUGGUGGUGUAGCUACCAUGCUGGUAACUUCACUCCUCAUUUUUAUUGCUAUCAAAUGCCCCAUAUGGUACAAUUUUCUGCUUAGUUACAAGCAUCAUCACCUGGAAGAGCAUGAAGCAGAAACCUACGAAGAUGGUUUUACUGAAAAUCCAAGUUCUCUUUCACAGAUACCAGAUACAAACUCCAAAGAAACUCUAGUAAUAUUUGAACAUGUACAUUCAUUUGUGGUAGAUGACGAUGGGUUUAUUGAAGACAAAUAUAUUGAUAUUCAUGAAUCAUGUGAAGAAAAUUAACUUCUUUCAAUGUUUGAUUCUUUAAAAAAUGUUAUCAGUUCACUCACAGUGUAGACAUGAAGAUUUUGAUAUGUGACAUACCAGGCUAUACCUAGCAGACCUUCAUAUUAAUUGUAACACAGAUAAAUACCAUAAAAUUAUGUUUUUCUCAUUGAUAUUGAGCAAGUCAGUCCAAGUACAGUAACCGACAGUCCUCGGUAGCUAAGGUACAAUAUUAGUAUUACUAUUCUCAGCAGCAUUCAGGAGACCAUCCAUACAUAAAGAAAAAGCCUAAAGUAAAUUAUUCAUUAAUUAAAAUUAACUGAUUCUCAUAUUAGCUUAGAUAUUUGAUGUAACACAUAUUAAAUUACAUUAAAGUUUUACUGAUUGCAAUCAGUAGAGAAAAGUUUUGGAUUUAUAUCAUGAGUCAGAAUACAGAACAGACAUAGCUUAAACUGACAGUACACAAAGGCUGAUUUUUAUGCUCAUAAAAUAAAUUCAUAGAAUUGGAAAACAUUUUUUUAAAUGCUUCCUGAUUUAGCACAAUAAAUUUCCUGAAAAUCUGCUAGUAAUUUAAAGCACAGGCACAAGAGCCAAGCACAAUCCCUAAUAAGUUACUACUGCUUUUGGUUAAUAAAGACUGUCACCAUAAUGCACGAUCAUCACAACUGAAUAGCAUGGUGGCUUCCAAAAUGGGUAUCACAAUUAUCUACAAAUCUUAUUUUUUAAAAAAAUACAUAUUUCUGCCUCUCUUUGACAGAUUUUUAUUCAAAUGAGUCUGUGCUAGGGCUGAGAAAUCUUCAGUUGGUCCAUGGACAGCUGUUUGGGGUCCUAUAGAUAUAGGAAUGCUUCCCAAGUUGUUUUCUAGAACAUUAAUUUCCAGAGAGACAUUCCGAAGUAUUUAUAGGGGAGAUGAAAGGUACAUGUUCCAAUUACUAUAGACUUACUAUAGGAAAUACUGGGUUUGAACAAGAUUCUUUACUCCAGGAGUCAUCCAAGACUUUACUAAGCUAAACUGCUCUGUUCUUCAGAAGCAAAUUGUCAAGAAUUCUCCAAACUUCCUCGACACCAAAAUCCUUUCUUUGAAGUAUGCCUACUAAGAGCUCACAAGCACAAUAAGGGUCCAAAUAACACAGUUUGGAAAACACUGGCCUUGAGACUAUUAUAGGAAGAGUCUAAACUGAAUUACUUGCCAAUUCCUUAUAAUCAAUUUGCUGAAAUCAUAAGUUUAAUAACAAUGUAAACAGUGGCAUUAAAAGCUAUAAUAAAAUCUACCAUCUUUAUCUUCUAUAUGUAAGGAAGUAUUUAUAUUUUUUAGAGGAAAAUAUCUUUAAAACACUAAAAUAUACUUAUGGAUGUAAUAUAAUGACAUAUUUUAGAUUUUCUUUAUCAUAAUACAGAAAAGGAAACAGUGGUUAGAGGCGUGGAUGGAUCAGGGUUAAAUAUGAGCAGAUGGAGCUGGGACAUGGGUACACUGGAGUAUAGUACACUAUUUUAUUUUUGUGUAUGCUAAAAUUUCUCUAUAAUAAAGUUUUUUAAAUGUGUAUUUACGUUGCAGUUUUUUAGAAAAAAGACACUAAAAAUAAUGUAGAUGUACGUUAUGUUCUGCAAAAUGGUCAUUUAAAGGUUAUAUCAAUAGUAAAUUUAGUUCAUUUGUCUACUGAGGAAAAUAAAAACUGUUUAGGAUGAUAUACCCUGUGAAAUAGGAAAACAAACUCCCUUAUUUACCAUGCAUAUUUGCUUGUUUUUAUAAAAAUGUUUUCAAUACAGGAUGUAAGUGCUUUACGUGUAAUAUUUCCUAAUAGAUAAUAUAUAUAUAUAAUAUCAAUCAUAAAUCAACAUUUUCAACCUCAAUUUUGAGUGAGAUAAUAGAAACACAAGGCAUCAUUUUCUAAGUAACCUAUCAUUUUACCAAAACAUCAUUUACUAAUUUAAAAGGCAAAUGUGAAAAUUUAAGAAAGAGUAAAAUGAAAUGUU